CACACACCGCUGCAGUGUAAACAGACAUGGCGCUGCGCGACGGGGCUCGGCGGUUAAACUUGCUCUUCACAACCCGUCAUUUUUAUAAAUACACGUCACUUGUUGCCGUCCGAUCGGUGUCCGAAAAUGCAAGCUCUAAAUCUGCAACAUCGGGCGCCUCAGAGACCGCGAGUGACCAUUCCAUCUUCACAGCAGAGCACUUUGCCCUGAAGGAGGCCCUCAGGAAGCUCAUCGACCAGGAGAUUAACCCGUAUGUGGAUCAGUGGGAAGCAGAGGGGGCGUUUCCAGCCCACAAAGUCUUCAAGCUGUUGGGAAACGCCGGCUUUCUAGGAGUCAACAAACCAGUUGAGUACGGAGGCCUGGGCCUCGACUUCAGCUACAGCGCGGCCGUGGCGGAGGAGCUGGGCUCCAUCCGCUGCGGAGGCAUCCCCAUGGCCAUCGGGGUGCAGAGCGACAUGGCCACUCCAGCACUGGCCAGGUUUGGCUCAGAUGAGCUGAAGAAAGAGUUCCUCGUUCCCACCAUCAUGGGAGAUAAAGUGGCCUGUCUCGGAGUCUCGGAGGUCGGAGCUGGCUCUGAUGUCUCCAGUAUCAUAACCAAGGCGGUAAGAAAAGGAGAUGAAUAUGUCAUAAACGGAGGAAAAAUGUGGACCACCAACGGAACCCAGGCAGACUGGAUGUGUCUCCUGGCCAACACCAGCGACGGGCCUCCACACAGGAACAAAUCCCUCAUCUGUUUGCCCAUGAAACUGCCCGGAGUGCACAUUGCCCGUAAGAUUGAUAAAAUGGGCAUGUGGUCAUCGGACACAGCUGAGGUGUUUUUCGAUGACGUCCGUGUUCCCUGUAAGAACCUCAUCGGCCAGGAAGGCAUGGGCUUCACCUAUCAGAUGCUUCAGUUCCAGGAAGAGAGGCUCUGGGCAGUGGCCAAUGUCUUGACCACAAUGGACAUCGUCAUUCAGGAGACCAUCCAGUACACCCGACAGAGGAAGAUCUUCAAGCAGCCCGUCCUUCACCACCAGGCCGUUCACUUCCGGCUGGCUGAGCUUCAGACGGAGGUGGAGCUGCUCCGCUCACUCCUCUACCGAGCCAUCGGACUGUACAUUAAAGGGAAUGAUGUCACCAUGAUGGCGUCCAUGGCCAAGUUAAAGGCGGGGCGCCUGGCUAGAGAACUUAGCGAUGCCUGUCUCCAGUACUGGGGAGGAAUGGGCUUCACCAGUGAAGUGCUGGUUAGCAGGUUUUACAGGGAUUCCAGAUUAAUCUCCAUUGGUGGAGGAGCUGAUGAAGUCAUGCUGGGAAUCAUCUGCAAGUACAUGGACAUCCUACCCAAGAGCUAAUGUUAUUGCAGGCCUUUAGCUACGACUGCCAAUCUGACCUUAGUAACCAAGCAGAGUUAAAAGUCUGUCACCAAAGUGCAAUUUUUGUGUUUUAACAUUUUGCUGUUAGAUAAACGCACUUUGCACUUAACUCAUUUCAGAAGUUGAGUUUGUUUUUCUGUCAAUUAGUCUGAAUUGUAAUAAUUCUAGCCCAUCUAAUGGUUGUAAAUGGAAAACACAUGGGUCAAUUCUGAUCAUAAAGUUUUAUUUACAUUAAUAACAUUUUUACAAAGAUUAAACAAUAUACUGGGCUAAUGUUUGCACUUGAGUUGGUGCGUGUGCAUCGAGAAGAAAAAAACAGUCAGUCAUGACAUUGAAAUGAACCUAACAAAUGUACAUUUUAGUGAUUUGUAAAUUUCUAACAAUUCAAUAAUGAAAUUGAAUAAAGCCAUAUUUUACCACUUAA
Messenger RNA from Cololabis saira (Pacific saury), 1776 nucleotides. RefSeq lists its product as uncharacterized. Bases 27 to 1331 code for a protein of 434 amino acids. Gene Ontology annotation, molecular function: flavin adenine dinucleotide binding; acyl-CoA dehydrogenase activity. The transcript has 9 exons. The record is from RefSeq and is a predicted model, not a curated record. NCBI's taxonomy places the organism in Eukaryota, Metazoa, Chordata, Actinopteri, Beloniformes, Belonidae. Gene Ontology annotation, biological process: fatty acid beta-oxidation using acyl-CoA dehydrogenase.